AUGAAGCGUCCUCGGUCCCGACGGAAUAGAAAUCAGGGAAGCGACCGUGGCGAAGACGGUAUCACUACCACCACCACCACUAGCAACUUGGACGAGCAGAGUGACGCUACCUAUGAAACGGAUUUGACAGAGCAGGACGAUUACUUAAGCUCACGAAAACGUCUCCGGUCGGAUGAGAACUGCUCUGCUUUGGAGCCAGGGCUCUCUAACGACUUGGGAGAAUUCUACGAUGAUCCACUAGAUAAUGAUGGAGUUGAUCUCUCCGAGAUCCCCGAGGAUUUCGACAAGGCUCCUGGCUGGUGUCUUAAACUCGAGCGCGGCAAGGAAGGUCGAUGGUUAAAACGCACCCACAAAGCUAGCUCGUUGAAUAUGGACUGGAAAAACCUCCGCGGCUACUACCAAAAGCUUACCAAGAUCAAAAUCAACGAUGCGGAUGGCUUAGAUGUACGGAGGGGUAUGAAGUACUUGGUCCAAGAGCAUGGGUUAGACACACAACCGGGAAAGAAGACGCUGGUUUAUAUCGAGGAUAUCGGCCCAUUUAAUGAAACCAUUUUGUCGACUCAGGAGAAGAAGUUCCACCUAGGAUUCCAACGCAUCCAGGUGUGCCUGUUUAACUCCCUCGCUCUAUUCACCGUGCACCGGAGGAAUGCCUUGUUAAGUCUGCAAUUGAAGGACCUGCAGAUCUCCCUUCAGAAGGAUCCUCGUGGAGGGCCUCCCAUUCCUAUGAUUGAACUUACUGCCGAGGGAACCAAAAAGUUCCUCGGGUUGACCAAAUUGUACGGCCGCCGCAAUUUCUUUGCCUCCCUUUGA
Penicillium cinerascens is the source of this 810-nucleotide messenger RNA. RefSeq lists its product as uncharacterized. The transcript is spliced from 3 exons. The record is from RefSeq and is a predicted model, not a curated record. The coding region runs from base 1 to 810 and encodes 269 amino acids. Lineage: Eukaryota; Fungi; Ascomycota; Eurotiomycetes; Eurotiales; Aspergillaceae.